GAUCAAAACAAAAGAUAUUCAAAUUCCCAUUGCCGAAAGUUUACCCAUAUAAAAAUAAUAGUAUAUCUAACAAAUGUAUUGAAACGUAAAAUACAAUUUGCAUUGUUUAAGCUCGGAAUAAUAAGUUAUCGCAGUUAAUUUCUCCUGAGAAUGGAUUGCAUUCGUACGCUUGUAAACUACGCAGCUAGCUGCUUCACUUGUCAGGAGGAUUCUUCCGCACAGGGCAGUGAACCAAAUGAACGAACGCACUUGCUAGAUAAUCCUGUGAAUAACAGUCCAGCGGUACGAAGAUCGAAUAGUGAAGAUCUUAGUCAAGAAUUCGCAAGCUCGGUGCCAAAGAAAGAUGACGUCUCAGCGUUGAACAAAAUUAUUCAAGACACCGCAGCAAACGUAAUUGAUGUGGCUGCUAUGGACAUUCAUAACAUUGAACCUCAAGAGUACAACGAUCGAGUAAAAGUGUACUCACAAAGGCUGGCUCAACAGUGGAAUACCGUAUCACAUCCAAACAGUGCUGUUUACGUAGGACUACUGAAAGACAUUCCUAAUCCAGAAUCGAUGCUAGCGUCCGUACCGAUUUUGCCGGAAGAUGUAAAUAUGAUUCGCGACAUGGUGCAGAAGGCAAAUAUUGCUGUGACGGAAAUCAAAGUAAAACAUACCGAAAACCUGGUAGUGCCUUUCAGAAUCCCAUAAUUUCACAGCUAACAAUGUGCCUCAGGGGGACAGCUGUAAGAACGUGGCGAUACGGUGAAGAUCAAAAUCGAUGUUCUCUGAUAGAUUUAUUCCUGUUACAGCAUGUCGCAUUCAUUUCUCUUCCCAUAAAUUUGUCGUGUUGCAUAUUAGUGCUGUCGUUCACUCUUUUAAAGUCUAUUUUUAUUGAAAAUAUCAAAGUGUAAUAUUCUUGUUUGUUUUUCAUUAACAUCAAUGAUUUAAGUAAUAUACGAUUUU
Messenger RNA from Sabethes cyaneus, 945 nucleotides. It is a transcript of the gene Lamtor1, whose product is annotated as ragulator complex protein LAMTOR1. Bases 151 to 690 code for a protein of 179 amino acids. The transcript is spliced from 5 exons. NCBI's taxonomy places the organism in Eukaryota, Metazoa, Arthropoda, Insecta, Diptera, Culicidae. Gene Ontology annotation, molecular function: guanyl-nucleotide exchange factor activity; molecular adaptor activity. The record is from RefSeq and is a predicted model, not a curated record. Gene Ontology annotation, biological process: endosomal transport; regulation of receptor recycling; positive regulation of TOR signaling. Gene Ontology annotation, cellular component: late endosome membrane; membrane raft; lysosome.